This is a messenger RNA of Apis dorsata (giant honeybee), 1462 nucleotides long. Its product is annotated as L-xylulose reductase. Gene Ontology annotation, biological process: xylulose metabolic process; glucose metabolic process. NCBI's taxonomy places the organism in Eukaryota, Metazoa, Arthropoda, Insecta, Hymenoptera, Apidae. The coding region runs from base 102 to 836 and encodes 244 amino acids. Gene Ontology annotation, molecular function: L-xylulose reductase (NADPH) activity; carbonyl reductase (NADPH) activity. The transcript has 4 exons. The record is from RefSeq and is a predicted model, not a curated record.
UCAAUAUUAAUACAGAUAGUUGAUGAUUAUUGGUGGGGUCAAAUGGAAUAAAUAUAUUUAACAAGCAAUAUUUCGUAGUAGUUGGUAACGCAUUCGUAGCCAUGAACAUCAAUUUUGUGGGAAAACGUAUUCUUGUAACAGGAGCCGGACGAGGUAUUGGUAAAGAUUUGGCUCUUCGUCUUUCCAAAUAUGAAGGUCAAGUAAUAGCGCUGUCCAAGAAAAAAGACAAUCUAGAUAAGCUAUGUACAGAAGAUCCUCGUAUUCAAUCUAUUUGCGUCGAUCUCAGCGAUUGGAACGCCACCAGAAAAGCCGUUGAAAGUGUGUUACCUAUAGAUCUCUUAGUAAAUAAUGCCGGUGUUGCAUAUCUUAAUUCUUUCUUCGAUGCUACACCAGAAGAUUUUGAUUUAACAUUUACAGUAAAUGUGAAAGCUAUACUGAAUGUUUCUCAGAUAGUCGCAAAAAAUAUGAUUCAAAGAAAAGUUGGUGGUAGUAUUGUUAAUAUUUCUUCGCAAGCUAGCCAAGCAGCUUUGAAGGAUCAUGUUGUCUAUUGCGCUUCGAAAGGAGCAGUAGAUAUGUUAUCUAAGACAAUGGCUCUUGAGCUUGGUCCCUAUAAUAUUCGAGUGAAUACCAUAAAUCCUACAGUGAUUUUGACGGAAAUGGGAAAAUUAGGUUGGAGUAAUCCGAAAAAAGCACGAACUAUGUUAGACAAAAUACCAUUAGGUCGAUUUGGUGAAGUGUUCGAGGUAGUAGAUGCAAUAAUAUAUUUAUUAAGCAAUCAUAGCUCAAUGAUUAACGGAAUUACAUUGCCAGUGGAUGGUGGAUUUUUAGCAACAUAAUUGUAUAAAUCAAUCUUCGAUAUCAUUUAUUUUUAUAUUAUUUUUAUAUUUAUAUCAUUUUUAUAUAUAUAUAUAUAUAUUUAUAUUAUUUAUAUAAAUUUUAAUUAUACUUUUAAUUUUAGAAAAAAAUAAUUUUAUAAAAUAAAAAAUAUUAUUUCUUUUAUAUACAAUUGAAAUACAAUUCAAAUAAGUAUUUUUGUGUUUAAUAUUAUAAUUGUUUUAUAUUUUGAGUCUUAUUAAAAUUUUAUUGAAUAUAAAUAUAUAGGAGAGGAAACAAGGUUUAGAAAGAAGAAUGAAAUAGAAGAAAGAAAAAAAGAUUAACACAGUUAUUCGUUUAUCUCGUUUAAUUUAAAAAACGCUUCGUUUCUUCUUUUUUCAUUAUUUAACUAGAAUUCGGUGAGCAAACGGCAGGGAACGGCGUGAAACAAUGAACGCUCGCCGUGAAAGAAAACUCAUUUAUUUUCUGAAAAUAUUUAAGACGAGACGCGUUAUUGUUUCAUCGAAGUCCCUCCCAUCGUCGCCAUUUCCGGUUUAAAACAAACAUUUCGUUUUUUCGGCUCUUUCUAAUCAAUAAUUAUUUGAAUCCCUACAGUGAACAUAAAGUGGCGGAGAAAAACGCGAAAUUA